Diaporthe amygdali is the source of this 1224-nucleotide messenger RNA. RefSeq lists its product as uncharacterized. The transcript has 5 exons. The coding region runs from base 1 to 1224 and encodes 407 amino acids. The record is from RefSeq and is a predicted model, not a curated record. Gene Ontology annotation, molecular function: protein-N-terminal glutamine amidohydrolase activity; protein-N-terminal asparagine amidohydrolase activity. Gene Ontology annotation, biological process: protein catabolic process. Lineage: Eukaryota; Fungi; Ascomycota; Sordariomycetes; Diaporthales; Diaporthaceae.
AUGAAAACCUCAACAGCACUUCGGAGGGCGACUCUGCCAUUUUGGGCUCGCACCUUUGGACGGCCUAACUCUCCUACGCUUGCAGCCCAACCCAGCCGUGCCAGCCUCAAGGUCCCCGUGGCAACCGCACGACUCCAUAGCUUGUCCGGCUAUAAGCUUCGCGCUAGUUCCCGCCCCGAGAACCUGUCUGUGGUCGCUGUGUCUGCGUCGCCCUCGCCCACUGCCGAAGGACGCCAGCGAAAGUCCAAGAUGAGGAUCGGAUGCUUGCAGUUCGCGCCUCAGGUCGGCGACGUCGAUGGCAACCUGAGUCGCGCCGAUGCCGCGCUAUCCAGAGCCGACCCCGACGACCUGGACAGCCUGGACCUGCUGGUAGUCCCGGAAAUGGCAUUCAGCGGAUACAAUUUCACCUCACUCAGCCAAAUCAUUCCGUUUCUGGAGUACGCAGGGACCGGCAUCAGCUCGCUGUGGGCUCGCUCAAGGGCCCUCAAACACAACUGCCAUGUCGUUGUCGGCUUUCCGGAGCAGGUCGACGUCUCCGAUAAGUGGCCCACGUCGCCCGAGUACUACAACUCCGCCAUCGUGGUCUCCAACGAAGGGGAGACGAUAGCCACUUACAGGAAGCACUUCCUGUACAUGAUCGACGAGACCUGGGCCUUGGAAGGCUCUGGCUUUGGCAAGGAGUAUAUUCCCGGUUUGGGGCAGACCGCCAUGGGUAUCUGCAUGGACAUCAACCCCUACAAGUUUGAAGCACCAUGGCAUGCCUUCGAAUUUGCCUUCCAUGUCUUGGAAGUUCGAGCAAAUCUGGUUAUCUUAUCCAUGGCAUGGCUUACUAGAGAAGACGUGGCGACCUUCACAAGCAAACCCGACGAACCAGAUAUGGAGACUCUGACUUACUGGGUGCAACGAAUGGAACCAAUCAUCCGCGCCGAGAACGAUGAAGAAAUCGUCUUCGUCUUUUGCAACAGAUGCGGUAUCGAGGGCGAUACCGUCUACGCCGGAACCAGCACCGUCAUCUCGAUCAAGCAGGGAGAGUGCCGUGUUCAUGGCUUGCUUCCGAGGGGCCGUGAAAGUCUCCUUGUCGUCGAUACAGAUGAUCCACCCCUGGGGAAGCUCAUAAGUCGGGUAGAUACGGAAUUGGAUUCGGAUGCUUCACCUGAAGACGUCUCUGUGCCUACGGCAUCUGAAGACGGCGCUCUUCCGAAUGGCUCCCCUCACACCGGAUAA